This is a messenger RNA of Glycine soja, 2223 nucleotides long. RefSeq lists its product as uncharacterized. Bases 1696 to 2145 code for a protein of 149 amino acids. The transcript has 3 exons. The record is from RefSeq and is a predicted model, not a curated record. NCBI's taxonomy places the organism in Eukaryota, Viridiplantae, Streptophyta, Magnoliopsida, Fabales, Fabaceae.
UUUCCCCUUAAAUUGGUCUUCCUGUCAUUUUCAUAUUAAAUUCCAAUCUGUAGUAACUAGCUAGAAUUAAAGUCUCAAAUUUCCUUUCAACUUUAUAUUUUAUUGUUUACUAAUUACAGUGACAUCUUUCAAGCAAUAUCAGAAAUGACUAUGUACAUGGGUGCAUAAAAACUAUAUACAUUUACAUAUGUGCAGUGUACUUUUGUCAUUUGUGAUCUUUUCUCUAAUUUUGAAUAUUUAUGUUUGGGGAAAAAGUUUUUCUGCGUCCCUUUAUAGUGGCAAAUAUCAAUCCCUUGUGACAAAUACUGGCAUCUUAGGGUAUAAAUAUAAUUACAAGCCAUCACAAUUGCAAAACUUGGAUUCUUAUUUUUGUUAAAUAAAUGGUGGUGAGCUUGUAAAGUUUGUGAUUAAGUCCCUAGACUUCUAAUAUUUUUUAAGUUCCUCCUUGUAAAUGACAUUCUGUUAGCUAUUGGUAAACCACAGGAAACUUGUAUGAAAACUCAGCAUUGGGGCCUAUAGAAUUAGGUUGAAUGUCAAUAGGUCCCUAUAGGAAUAAUCAUACAUUACAAUUUUUUAACAAUUCUCAAUGCUUUUUCCCUGUUGCCAUGCCUAGAAAAGAUACACGAGAGAUAUUAGUGUAAUACUUAUUGAGAAAGAGGAGAUUGAAAAUCUAAUAAGGUUAUUGAGACACUUGCAUAGAAGGUUACUGCAGACACCAAUGAUGAGAGCAAAUUGCAUGUUUUUUAACCUUGUGACAAGAGAUAGAACAUGACCAAGUACACUUAGGAGAUUUUUAAAAGGGAUCUUGUCGAAUAUUUUAGUAUUUAUCUGUGUUUGGUAGCUUAGUUGGUAAGCUUUAUUCAGAAGGUAGCAGUGUAUUGUCACUGUCAAUAGUCCUUCUCUCUCUUGUGUCUUGUAUAUAUAUGUAUCAUUUUGAAAUCAAUAGAGAAUGUGAGAAUAUUUCUUAACUCACCUCAGUCUUCAAGUGAUCUCAUGAUGAAUAAUAUCCUUAAAAACUUCGUUUUUAACUGAGCCAACUGCAUUGUGCGAUCCAUGUAACUAACCUCACCUAAUGAUGAGGCUAUUUUUUGAUUGUGGUUAUUAUUACAAAUCAACCUAUUGCUGCUUAUAAUUAUAAAAGCAUGUUUCUUGUGAGGGGUGAUGAUAGUUGUCCAGAUAUCCUAACAAAUCCCUUCUUGACUCCAUGGUGCACUUAUGCAGAUCACUGUCCUCUUUGCUGCUGCUAAAUUAUUGAACAUUUACUUACUACUUCUUCCCUUUCUUGAAGCUGAAUUUGUUAUUACCAAAUUGGAUCUUUCUGGCUGCCCGAAAACAACUUAUGUCAAUAGAACAUAGGCUAGAUCCUUAUUUCUUUUAUUUCUUGGUCUCUUGGAUCCAAUCUUUGAUUGCCAAAGCAUUUAUCUGAAAAUAGAGGUUGUUAUGGGUACCACGUGCAACAGUGCAAGUGUCAAUCAUUUUAGGAAUGUAUUGCAAGUAUUAUAUGACACUUGCAAAUGCUUUGCAUUUAGUUGGGUGAAGAUUACAGUUUUAUUAAUCUGAAAUCUAACAUGUUGACCAUUAUCUAGGGGUCAAUUCCAAAUUCUUCAAACUGCUGCAUCUAGUGAAUUUUAUGAUGGGCUUGAGGCCCAACCACCAUGCAUUGUUAACAAGAAAGCAUACAAAUUUUCAACAGAAAUGCCACCAGUCCUUCAACUGGAGUCACUUCCUGUGUUGAAUGCCUUGACUGACAUAUUCCAGGAUAAUUCUCCAAGGCUUCAGGAUAUUGCAUUGUAUUUAUUUCCAUCAGAACUUACUGAGAGGUCCAGAAAGAACCUGGAUAGCAUAUUGAAGUUUAUGAAUGCUGAGAAAUCAAUGCUGAGAAGUUAUAUUAAUGGAGUAGAGUUGCUGGUAUUUACCUCAAAUCAACUUGACAUGGACUCAAAGGGUGCUAUAGCUGCAGUAAAGACUCGACAUUUCCUGUGGGGAUUGUUUCGCCAAAAGAAAAUUGAUAAAGCUGUUGAAAGAGUACCUGACCUGGAGCUAGUUGAUAUGGACAUCGAUAUGAUUGGGGGAAAAAACAUGGUAGGGAGAGCUGAUGACGUUCAAAAUUAUAAACCCAAGAGUGACAUUCCUCUAGGCUUUUGAAGAAUUUACCAAAAUGUCUAAUAUUUUAUUUGUACGAGACAAUUAAUUUCUUGUAUUUUAAUUUUUUUGUUUGGACAA